Messenger RNA from Pangasianodon hypophthalmus (striped catfish), 908 nucleotides. It is a transcript of the gene ccl20a.4, whose product is annotated as chemokine (C-C motif) ligand 20a, duplicate 4. The record is from RefSeq and is a predicted model, not a curated record. Gene Ontology annotation, molecular function: CCR chemokine receptor binding; chemokine activity. Lineage: Eukaryota; Metazoa; Chordata; Actinopteri; Siluriformes; Pangasiidae. Gene Ontology annotation, biological process: cellular response to type II interferon; positive regulation of ERK1 and ERK2 cascade; immune response. The transcript is spliced from 3 exons. Bases 290 to 607 code for a protein of 105 amino acids. Gene Ontology annotation, cellular component: extracellular region.
ACUACUUUACUAAUAUAUAUACAGUAUGUCGCUAUAUUUUUCAUUAAAUAAAUGUGAAUCUCAUAGUGUAUGCAUUACAUACCGGUGACAAAACUGUAAUAUUAGGCUCAACUAGCCUCAUGAUUAAGUCGUGCUAAUUCUAAAUCUGAGUAAUGUCUAUAGAACAAAUCAAUAAAAAUACACUACAUUAUAUUACAUUACAUUAGAUUACAUUGCUAUCUUUUCCUUCUGUCUUGCUCUUUGAUUUUUAAUAUUGCUUCCUGCAUACAUAUAUGAAUUUUGUGCAGUUAUGUGCAUUGAAUGUAAAGUGUAUCAUCCUGUGACAGGCGCAGUGAGAUGCUGUGUGAAUUUCUCACCAAACCCUUUGCCUCUCAAUCGUCUGAAAGACUUCACCAUACAGGAUGCAACUACUGUCUGUCGACUGCAUGCUGUGAUAUUUACCACAGUGAAAGAAAGAAAGAUUUGUGCCGAUCCUGAUUCAACAUGGGUUAAAAAUGCUGUGAAUUACAUUAGUAAGUUCAUCAUUAUACUGAUGUAUAAAAGCAUUUCCCAGUUGAGGAAACAAAGGAAAACUUGCAUCACAAAUAGGAUGAAGAAUGAGAAAUGAGGAAAUAGGAUGAGAAAAAAAUGAAUCUCAUGGCUGAUGUCCUUUCUUCUUGGCAUGAUGUAGACACACAACUGAGUGCUCCAGAACACCAAACUGCCACAAGUUGUACUUUUAUAGAGGUAGUCACACUUCUAGAGGAUUAACAAAUCUUGUGCAUUUCAUUAGUAACAGGUUAAUUACUCUCUAAAUUAUUGUUGGAAGUAGGAAGGGUGUACUUAUUUUUUACUCACCUGGUUUCUGAAUGUUGUUUACAUUUUGGGGAAAAAAAUGACUAUAUAUUGAAAUCUGUUGUAUUUUUUGU